This is a messenger RNA of Trichoderma virens Gv29-8, 1677 nucleotides long. RefSeq lists its product as uncharacterized. Lineage: Eukaryota; Fungi; Ascomycota; Sordariomycetes; Hypocreales; Hypocreaceae. The transcript is spliced from 3 exons. Gene Ontology annotation, biological process: transcription initiation at RNA polymerase II promoter; transcription open complex formation at RNA polymerase II promoter. Gene Ontology annotation, cellular component: transcription factor TFIIE complex. The record is from RefSeq and is a predicted model, not a curated record. Bases 283 to 1551 code for a protein of 422 amino acids.
CUUUUCAUUUCCUUGACCAUGACUUGAUUUCCUCUUCCGCCUACCCAAGCAGCGUCGCCUCUCUAUGUUUGAUGCCUAUUAGCUCUCUCGACAUUACGGUACUUCUCUCCCAUCACCGUUAAUCUCCUUUCGCAUCGAAACCAGAGCUACCACACUCCAACAUCACGCGAGCCUCUUCACACGGCACGGGCUGCUUUCUCAACCUCGGAUUCUAUCGAUAUACGCGUUGCCUCGAUUGCGCCAACCUACCGACGAGACGAUCAUAGACGCUUGUUUGGCAUCAUGGAUCUCGCUGUGACAUUGAUCAAGGCCGUCAUGCGGGCGUUCUACCCAACGCGAGACAUCCUCGUCGUAGACGCACUGAUUCUUCAUGAAGCUCUUCGCGAUGACGAUCUUGCCUAUUUAAUGGCCAUAAACACCAAGGACUUGCACAAGAUAUGCGGAAAGCUUAGAGAAGACCGCUUCUUAACAGUUCACACGAGAUCCGAAUUGCGACCAGGCAAUCCGCGACCGAGCAAUCGCACAUGGUACUACAUCAACUACCGGCAUACCAUCGACGCUAUCAAGUGGCGAGUGUACAACAUAGACAAAGAAGUCCAGGGAACUACGGUGCCAGUAAACGAAAAGAAAGAAUAUUUUUGCUCAUUCUGUAAGGCGGAAUGGACGGCGAUGGAAGUUCUGGACAGCGUUGGGCCGGAGGGUUUCCUCUGUCACCGAUGCCGCCGACCUCUAUCGUUUGAAGCGGAUCGAAACGCUGGCGGCCACGAACAGUCAACCCGACUGAAUGAUCAGUUCAAGUUCAUCAGCGAGCUCUUGCCUAAAAUCGACGCUGCUCACAUUCCGGAAUGCGACUUUGAUCGGGCCUUGUCAAAGGCUCGACCGGUGAUCCGCGACGCUACGCACCAACGCGCUGCUACGAUACCCGUUGAUGACGCCUCAUCUCGACCCAUGGCAGUAAGAGGAUUGGCCAAUACGGGUCCACAGUCCAUUGCUGUCAACAUAUCUACGUCUGACGGACCGUCAGAGGCUGAAAAGGAGGCAGAGAGACUCCGAAAGGAAAAGAUUGCUCAGCAGAACGCGCUCCCAUCCUGGAUGUCAAACAGUACUAUUACAGGAGAGUCAUUUUCUGCAACAGCUGAUGCUGGUGCACUGGGAUUGGGCAGGGACGCAGCUGAGCGAAAAUUGUCUCAGGGCAAAUUGGUCGACAACAAUGCCACUACGCAGAUUGAUGACAUUUUCGAGAAGCUCAAAGCAGAACAAGCCGCCAUUUUGGCGCGAGAAGCAGAUGCCGAGGAUGAAGAAGAGGACUACGGCUCCGAGGAAGAGGAUGACGAAUUCGAGGAUGUCGUAGCGACGGGCAACAACUCUGGCCUAGGCACGCCCGGCAUCAAGGCCGAGGCAUCGGAUGUUCCAUCAGGCGACGCAUCACGAAUUGAAGACAGCUCAGAUGAGAGGGCAAACAAGCGGGUCAAGGUUGAGCCUGAAGUUAAAAAGGCAGAGAGCGGCGACGAAGACGAGGACGACGAUGAGCUCGAGUUUGAAGAUGUUUGAAAGACGGCAUGUCCAACAUUAUCUCAAAAGUUUUUGUGUAAUUUUACAGCGGCGUUUAGACAGAAUAGGGGCAACUCAACCUGGUAGAGCGCUGAAUGCACAGGAGAGUUUGGAGCUGGCGUUUUU